This is a messenger RNA of Aspergillus ochraceoroseus IBT 24754, 1828 nucleotides long. Its product is annotated as Hsp70 family protein. The record is from RefSeq and is a predicted model, not a curated record. The transcript is spliced from 9 exons. Lineage: Eukaryota; Fungi; Ascomycota; Eurotiomycetes; Eurotiales; Aspergillaceae. Bases 1 to 1809 code for a protein of 602 amino acids.
AUGGUUUCAAGUGAUUGGGCUCCAGAUUUCGUUGUCGGGGUUGAUUUUGGCAUGACCUGUACAGGUAUUGCCUAUUCAUAUGCGCCAGAAUGGGCCCCUCCAAAACCACUGCAGCACUGGCCGAGUAUGAUAACAACCGAGCUCGCCAACAAAGUACCUAGUCAGUUACGCUACCGCUCCGAUUCGGUCUCUGUCAAAUCCUGGGGGUUUCAAUGCGAAUCCGACGAUGGAGAUGGUGACCAAGGCGAUAUUAAAGAGUAUUUCAAGUUGAAUCUCGACCCAGCCUUCAAGGAUCAUCGCCUAGAUGGUCCAACCCGCAAUGAGGCAAUGCAAUGGUUUCGGGACUAUAUACGCUGUGUCUAUGACUAUACUGUCUCCUAUUUUGCCAGAUCAUUCCCCCGUUUUGGCUCGCGAAAGGUCGAGUUUGUUUUCAGUAUCCCGACUACGUGGAAAGACCCGAGAAUGGUAGCUGAGCUGCGCGAGUUGAUUCAGUUCGAUUCACCAAACCAUAGGGCUACCAUUGGACUAACAGAGGCAGAGGCAGCAGCUGUGUAUGCGAGUGGACAAUAUUACCAGCCCAACGAUGUCGUUCUUGUCUGCGAUGCAGGGGGAGGUACAAUGGAUGUAAAUAUUCUCAAACUUGUUUCUACCCAGCACGAACCGACCAAGUUUACUCCCCUAGGUGUAGUUGAAGGAAAACCAAUUGGUUCUGUCCAAAUCGACAUGGGAGCUCACCAGCUCCUCUGCAAUAAGCUGGAACACAUUCGGAAUGUAUUACCCAAACAGCCGCGGGAUAUCGCGUUCGAUAUGAUAUCUGGUCGAUUUGAGCGCUUCAAAUGCUCCUUUGGAGAGAAAGCGAUGGAGAGCCCGGAUUUAGUGCUUGAUGUGCCUGGCUUAUCCCAUGGAUUCGAUUGUCCAGCCGCCAGUGUCUCUGAUGGCCAAAUGCAUAUGACCCGAGACGAAAUCAAAAAGCUAUUCGACAUGAAGGUUGAGGAAAUGUAUGAGCUAUUAGACGAUCAGAUUGAUCGACUAAAAAACGAGCAUCCAACAGAACAGAUAUCCUUCCUAGUAUUAUCUGGCGGCUUUGGAAGCUCUCCAUACGUUAGGAGGUGUCUAAAGAACCGAUACUCAGACCCAGCAACAAUUCCGAACAUUGUUGAAAUCCUAACUGUUGAUGAACCGCAACUUGCCGUAGUGCAAGGGCAGGUCAUCAACCGAAUCCAAGAGAUAAAACACGGAGCCACCGCUCUCCAAUCCCUCUACACGCGAAACAGCUACGGCGUGAUCUGCGAUCAGCUGUAUGAUCCCGAGAAACAUGUAGGACAGCCUGUGCGGUAUGACGAACGCAACAAAAAGCGAUAUGCGGUGCAACAGAUCGAGUGGCUUAUUUUCCAGGGCGAUUCUGUUUCCCGUUCUGGGGUGUCUAAAGCGUUCCAACGCAAGAUCAACCCAAAAGAAGUUUCUCAGCCUUGGGUCGCGCAGAUUGUCAUGUCAACCCUCCCAAAACGUCAACUCCCGCGAAGCAUGUCGCAGCCUGGAGCCGGGUUGGUCUGUAACCUGGAGGUGGAUAUGGCGAGUGUGGAGCGAAAACCCAAAAACCACCACUGGUAUAACGUCAAUCCAGCGUACCUAGUAGCAAACUUCGACAUUAAGAUCAACGUCGGAGUGAAUGAUCUUCAAUUCGAGCUGUGGAAUAGUAAUGGGACACGCAUCAGCAGUCAGAAUCGCCAUCCACUCAAAGUGCAAUGGCAACCAGUAGUGGAGAAGAUGUCGGAUGAACCAACAUCUCUACAUGAGCUUGCAGGAUAAAUAGGGGAAGCUUUUUUUU